AUGGCGGAUGGAUCUCUUCUAUGCGUGGUAACGAAGGCAAAAAGCAACAAAGGUGGUGACGGUGUAUUCGUCGUUAUCAAAGAGAAUACAGAAAUAAUCAGCUUGAAAUAUCGAGUGGCGGAAAGGCUUAAAAUACCAAUGCAAUCUCUUUCACUGAAGUUCAUAUGCGAAAGGGAAAAGAAAUUCAGCAUUUCAAUUGACAAUGACGACGACUUAAAUUUGAUGUUCGAGUAUUGUCGGCGUAAUGGAUUUACAGACGCGAAUUUGACAAUACCGACAGAAAAUUCGCGGUGCGCAGAUACCCCGUUCACCCAAACCUGUAAUGAUGAGCGUAUUCCUAAUGACAACCCCACCGGCGACUCGAUCAUGCUGCUGGAAGACAUGCUUAAUCACCAAACAAAGAUCCCAACUGAGUGGCACACCUCCAUACGUGAAGUUGGUCAGAAAUUUGAUAGUGCUGCUGAAGUUAGAUUAGCACUUCAAUACUAUUCAAUUGCUAAACGGUUCGAGUAUGAUUUUUACCACAAUGAACAAAGACGCAUAAGAGUCUAUUGCCGAUUCAAACACACACAUGGUUGCCCUUGGAUGUUGUUUGCUUCCCCGCUCAGAAAUUCGUCUAUCAUGUCCAUAAAGAAUUUCGAGUCUACCCACACCUGCGGUCAACAUGGAGCAAAUGCUGGCAACUCAAGGGCAUCAAGGAAGUUCAUUGCUAGCCAAAUACAAGCUGUUUUGAAGGUUAGGCCAGAUCUUCGUGCGGUCGAUAUCAAGAACGACAUGCUCUCUAAUUUUGGCAUCAAGAUUAACUACAGUAAAGCGUGGUGGAGCAAGGAGACAGCUCAACAGGACCUGUUCGGUGACGAUGAUGAGGCUUACGAUUCACUGAGAUGGUCCUUAUCUUUUUUAUUCUUCUGA
Molecule: messenger RNA, 912 nt
Organism: Asparagus officinalis (garden asparagus)
Lineage: Eukaryota; Viridiplantae; Streptophyta; Magnoliopsida; Asparagales; Asparagaceae
Exons: 2
Coding region: 1-912 (303 amino acids)
Source: RefSeq, a predicted model, not a curated record